Messenger RNA from Triticum urartu, 1227 nucleotides. Lineage: Eukaryota; Viridiplantae; Streptophyta; Magnoliopsida; Poales; Poaceae. The record is from RefSeq and is a predicted model, not a curated record.
GAUAAAAUUGACGCCUCCCCCGGCCCCCAAACCCUGAUUGUGCCCUCCCGUCGCCGCCGGACAGAUGCCGAAGCUACCGUCGUCCUCGACGCAAGCCAAACCGAUCUCCCACCGGCGGGCGAAGAAACCUCCGGCUCCGGACUGCCCAACACUCUCCGGCUCCUCUCGGCCGGAUCUCGACAAGAGCCUCCCAACUCCGUGCACCCUCUCGGUUCCUCCAGGACACGGACGAUCACUACUCCAUGAUCCAGACACGUACCAUGAGACGGAAGCUUCCAGAGAGCAAGGAUGGUCCGAACUCCUCACCCCAGAUCCCCAUCUGGGGAGCGAAGCGGGCACGCGGUUCCUCCGCCGGAAUCCAACCCGAUUCCUCCUCGGCUUUUACGAGGGACUGGACCGAUCUCGGGGACGAGCCCGCGGGGCUGAUCGCGGAGCGGCUGCUCGCCGACGACGUCGCCGACUACAUCUGCUUCCGCGCAGUCUGCCGUCCAUGGCGGCUCUGCUGCACGGACCCGCGCGCGCACGGCAUCUUGGACCGCCGCUUCCACCCGCGCCAGUGGAUCAUGCUCAGGGAAACGGGAGACUCGCCGCGCCGCCGGUGCUUGAACGUCCACACCGGCUGCUCAAGGUGGGCGUACCUGCCGGAGCUCGACGGCCACGACGUGUUCGGCCCCACCACGGAGGGCCUCCUCGUCCUCCUCGACAGGGCCACCUGUGUGGUUGGCCUGUUGAACCCGGUCACCCGCCAGACGGCCGAUCUCCCGCCGGCCACCACUGUCAUGACCGAGACGGAACGUCUGGCGGGAGCCUCUGUCAGAAGUGAUUGGUUGCAGGUGUCGGGCGCUGGGCUAGCCGACGACUGCACCAUCGCCGUCCAUUUUAGAAUAGAAUGUUAAGGACGCUUGCUGUCAUCAAGCCAGGCGAUCCGCACUGGACCGUGGUCGACCGUGGCAACUUGCUCUUGCCGGCCAUGUCUUUCGCCGGCCGCUUCUACUGCGCCACCUUUGAGGCCGUGAUGGUGGUCGAGACUGGUGGAGAUCAGCCGCCACGGCUGGUCAUCGCUGCCAACCUGAAGAGCAGGCUGCAUUCCAGCAUGAUAACGGACACUCUCCAUCUGGUGGACAAUGGCGGGGAACUGAUACUUGUGGACCGGCAAUAUACCCACAGGAGAACAUACAGGGUGUACCGAGUGGACAUGGAUUCGAGGAAGAUGGUGCCCAUCCGUGG